Molecule: messenger RNA, 546 nt
Organism: Ahaetulla prasina
Lineage: Eukaryota; Metazoa; Chordata; Lepidosauria; Squamata; Colubridae
Exons: 1
Biological process (GO): DNA integration
Molecular function (GO): nucleic acid binding
Source: RefSeq, a predicted model, not a curated record
GUUCAAGGGGGGUGUCUGUUAUGGGGGGAUAGGGUGGUUAUCCCAGAAAAAUUGCGCGAAAAUGUGUUGGAACUGUUGCAUGUGGGCCACCCAGGGAUUGUGAGGAUGAAGAGUUUAGCGAGGAGUUAUGUAUGGUGGCCCCUAAUGGAUAAGGACAUCAGCGACAGGGUAGGGAAAUGCCAAUCCUGCCAAGAGUCGAGGUCACUACCCCCUACAGCCCCAGUUAGAGAGUGGGAGAAACCCCAGGGGCCAUGGUCCAGGAUUCACAUAGAUUUUGCGGGGCCGUUCCAUGGGCAGACCUUUUUAAUUGUAGUAGAUGCCUACUCAAAAUGGUUAGAAAUCAUCCUCAUGAAAAGCACAACGGCCGAAGCAGUAAUCGCAGUCCUAAGGCAUCUAUUCGUAACACACGGCCUGCCCGACACCCUAGUCUCUGACAACGGCCCGCAAUUCACGGCAAACCAGUUUGAGGGGUAUUUAGCGGGAGAGGGCAUCAGACAUGUCCUCUCGGCGCCUUUCCACCCAGCGAUGAACGGACUUGCAGAACGU